AUGAAUUCACAAAUUUCGAGCAGGCCAAGGUUCAGAGUUUUGCGAAGAAGGAGAAAGACCGUUCUGAACCUGCUCCUCGUGAGCUCAUUGUUGUUCACAACUGCCGAGGCCGAAAAAACAUUCGAGACGCAGAUUACUAGAUGCUAUGAGGGGGUUCCAAGCCACCUCGGCAAGUUGGUGUACACAGCCCGAAAAAGUCCUCCUGUUCACCACUAUGCGAUUUGCCAAGAUAGAAGUCCAGCUGGAGAGACUUUCAACCACAGCAACUUCCGGCUUCUUUUAGAUCACCUGGAGCAUGCAAAGAAAUUGCCUGAGAGAAUCGUGUUGCAAGAACUCAUCACCACAAAGUUUGACGACUUCAUUCCCAGAUUCUUUUUGAAGGCUCCUCUUGAGAGCAAAGUCGAGUACCGUGAGCACGAGACUGAGGAGCGCAUGGAGACCAUUUCUGAGGAAACCGAUCUGGAACAAGGUGACCGAAAUUACCAGCGCUUGGGCUGCUUCCGGAUUGAUUGCGAGAAGCUCGAAGUGAAGCGACAAGGUGUACUUUCAGAGCAAGGAGAGGUCACUUCUUUUGACAUUACAUUCAACCCAAACCCAGCGGUCUUUGACAAAAAACUUGGUGAUGGAUAUCUCUGGCGGACGAUUCAAAUUGAGUGCCCAGGGGUGAGGGAGGAACAGGUACAGUGGGAGCAGACAGGCGACGGUCUCAAAGUGAAAAUUGAGAAAUCCACAUUGGUGGAUGAGGGAGCAGUCAUACCCAUGGAGGGCUAUCCCCUACGCCAGCAGUCUGGCCGUUGGCAGAAGACUUUUGAAUUCCGCGAUGGACCUUUUGAACUCAUUGAGGAAGAAUGCUCUUUGCAGUAUGGAGUGUUGAGGCUGAUUCUAAAGAAGAGCUUGGUGAACAAGUGUGGCGGGCUGAGAAGCUUCCAAGCAUCCCAGGUUAAACCGGCUGCAUCCCCCUUACCGUCUUCCCUUCCCUCCGAGGCUGGGGGUGCGUGCCAGGCUCAAAACCCGGAUGCCCAUCCAAGCGCUCAAGAGUCCGCUGCCAUGCAAAGUGGGCUGGCCGCGGAUUUGGGGAAUCAUUGUCUCACCAGCACUUCCUGGAUUCUGACGGAUGAGGGUCCCAGGAGCGCGGUCGAGGUUGCAAAAGCCAAAAAACGGCUCGUCCCCCGCUUGAGCGGGGGCGCUACCGUGAAGUAUGCACGCCUAAUUAGCGGAGUCCGACAAAGGCUCAUUGCAUUUUUUUGGGAUGGUGGGGAGUUGCGUGUCACGGCUGACCAUGCCUUGCUGGUUCGGGAACACAUGUCCUGCUCUUGGCGAGUGGUUGAAGCAUGCAAGGUAAAGCCAAGGGAUGAAGUGCUUGUCUACAGCUGUGGAGAAGUCUUGACUCCAAGUAGCACGCCUGUUUUGAAUGUGGAAGAACGGGAGGAGCUGGAGGAUGUCAUUGAGAUUGAGAUGGCCUGUCCAGCAGAUACCGUACUCGUUUGUAGCAGCCCUGGCAGGCCUUAUGUGGUGGUCUUUGGAAAGCAGCCCGAUCUUCGUAACUUCGAUGUUCUGCUCAUGCUGCUCUCGCGCCAACCAAAAGAACUGGAUGAGGCUCUCGGGACAAGCCAGAGCCUGCGGACAUGUCAGUAUUUGGCUGGAGAUUCUGAGCUACAAAGUGGGGCCAAACUCUACCUGGAACCGCAUCAUGUCCGUGGAGUCAAUCAUUUGAUUCGCCAUGGAACUCUAAGGUUCAGCCCAAGGGGGAGGCACAUCAUUUUGAGCGCUAGCUAUGAGGAGGAGAUCAGGCGAGUUGUAAAGUCUCUACGAAAGAAGGACAACGUGAAGGUCACCUCUUGCAGGAAGCUUGUGGAUUGCAUCGACCUGUAUGAGCCAUCGUGCAAUGAGAGGCUUGUCACGCUGAAUACAUUUUUGGCCAUCGAGCCUGUACCGAGUGUGGUAGAGACCACAGUGUCCACCACGGAUGCUCGAAGUGCUACAAUGCAUCAAAACCCACGGUAG
This is a messenger RNA of Durusdinium trenchii, 2004 nucleotides long. NCBI's taxonomy places the organism in Eukaryota, Dinophyceae, Suessiales, Symbiodiniaceae. The record is from the annotation of a GenBank genome assembly.